UGAGCUAAUCAACCCCACUCUAGGAGGUGGCGCCAGUACACCAUCAACCUUGAUGUCAACCGCUUUCUGGCAGAAGAAGAAGAAGAAAGUGCAGCUGUCAUGUCGGCGAGCGGACUUCUAGCAGUGCGAGCUCACGUUUGUAAACGACUGGCUCACAAGUACCUGUCACGGAGUUACAGUUCUCGCCCUUCCCUCAAUGAAGUCGUCAUCGUCAGUGCUGUCCGCACCCCAAUGGGCUCGUUUAGAGGCAGCCUUGCAUCAGUACCUGCUGUCAAACUGGGCUCUGUAGCCAUCAAGGGGGCUAUUGAAAAAGCAGGAAUCCCCCCUGAGGAGGUGAAGGAGGUAUACAUGGGAAAUGUGCUUCAGGCAGGAGAAGGACAGGCACCCACAAGGCAAGCCUUACUUGGAGCAGGUUUGCCCCUCAGCACGCCAGCAACAACAGUCAACAAAGUGUGUGCGUCUGGAAUGAAGUCGAUCAUGAUGGCAGCCCAGAGUUUAAUGUGUGGACACCAGGAUGUAAUGGUUGCAGGAGGUAUGGAGAGCAUGUCCAACGUGCCCUAUAUGAUGUCCAGAGAGACCCCCGCUUAUGGAGGAGUGAUGAUGGAAGACCUCAUCGUCAAGGAUGGACUCACUGACGUGUACAACAAAUUUCACAUGGGUAACUGUGCAGAGAAUACGGCCAAGAACUGCAACAUCAACAGGGAGGAGCAGGACGCCUACGCCAUUGGGUCAUACAGUCGCAGCCAAGCUGCAUACGAGUCUGGCAUGCUCGCCAAGGAGAUUGUACCCGUUACCGUUCCUCAGAGAGGGAAGCCGGAUGUGGUGGUGUCUGAGGAUGAGGAGUGGAGGCGGGUCGAUUUUAGCAAAGUGCCCAAACUGAAGACUGUGUUCCAGAAAGAGAACGGCACGGUGACGGCAGCCAAUGCCAGCACGCUGAAUGACGGGGCAGCUGCUCUCGUUUUAAUGACCACCGAUGCAGUGAAGAAACUCAACAUCUCACCACUGGCCAGGAUUGUCUCUUUUGCUGAUGCUGCUGUUGCACCCAUUGACUUCCCCAUUGCUCCAGCCUAUGCUGCACCAAAGGUCCUUAAGGCAGCUGGGCUGAAGAAGGACGAUAUAGCCAUGUGGGAGAUCAAUGAGGCUUUCAGCGUGGUCGUUCUGGCCAAUAUCAAGAUGUUGGACAUCGACCCCACAAAGGUCAACAUCCAUGGGGGAGCUGUGUCACUGGGACACCCUAUUGGGAUGUCUGGGGCGAGAAUCGUGGGUCACAUGGUGCACCAUCUGAAAUCAGGAGAGUACGGGCUCGCCGGUAUCUGCAACGGAGGUGGUGGAGCUUCUUCUAUUAUUAUCCAGAAACUGUAGCAAAACUUUUCCCUCUUAUGGUAAUGACGUAUUUGUUCAAAGUGGUUACAGCAGCUUGGAAACUACCUUUAUAUUGUGAAGAAAGAACCUGUUACAACUCCAAGGCCAGCAGCCUUAUCGUCAGCAAAGUAGGACUUAUGAUGUUAUGACUCCAGUGUUUGACACGCCUUUGUUUGUUAAACAUUUAGUGCAAUAAAUGAUUACUAUUUUACUGA
Messenger RNA from Thalassophryne amazonica, 1577 nucleotides. RefSeq names its product acetyl-CoA acetyltransferase 1 (gene acat1). Gene Ontology annotation, biological process: fatty acid beta-oxidation. The record is from RefSeq and is a predicted model, not a curated record. Gene Ontology annotation, molecular function: acetyl-CoA C-acetyltransferase activity. Bases 100 to 1362 code for a protein of 420 amino acids. The transcript is spliced from 12 exons. NCBI's taxonomy places the organism in Eukaryota, Metazoa, Chordata, Actinopteri, Batrachoidiformes, Batrachoididae.